Molecule: messenger RNA, 1998 nt
Organism: Fusarium vanettenii 77-13-4
Lineage: Eukaryota; Fungi; Ascomycota; Sordariomycetes; Hypocreales; Nectriaceae
Exons: 3
Coding region: 1-1998 (665 amino acids)
Biological process (GO): positive regulation of transcription from RNA polymerase II promoter by galactose; DNA-templated transcription
Cellular component (GO): nucleus
Molecular function (GO): zinc ion binding; RNA polymerase II cis-regulatory region sequence-specific DNA binding; DNA-binding transcription factor activity, RNA polymerase II-specific
Source: RefSeq, a predicted model, not a curated record
AUGAGUCCCACGGACCGGGAUCGGCCACGGCUCCAAGUCAGCCGAGCCUGCGUCCACUGUCAGAGACGCAAAACGCGCUGUGUAGGGAGCAACAACGGCCAGAGGGCUUGUACUUACUGCCUGAACACUCGGAAAACGUGUAGUUUUGACCAACGCCCGGAUCGAACCCCGCUCACUCGCAAAAACCUUGAUGAUGCUGAGAGGCGCUGCAUGCAAUUGAGGUCGCUUCUAGAGAAAUUCAAUCCUGGCUUGGUUAUUGACGCCGAGCUCGCAACAUUCGGUAGUAGUUCUGAUGUUGUACAAGAUUCACCCAAUGAUGUUGAGGAUGGCGCGGCUCGGGAAGAUUAUGAGUGGAAUGAGGCCUCAUCGCACGUCUCACCUGGUUCCUCAGCUAUGCACAAGGAUGGCAUGGCAAUUCUACCAAGCCUCAAUGCUGGAUACCUCGGCCGAAGUUCAGGGUCCGAGAUUCUUCAAGAGGUUACGGCCUUACUCCCGCCAUCCACGAUUCUAUCACCCAGUGGCAGUGAUGAAUCCCACCCGCUUCCCGCUCAGCCUACUGCGAGAGGAAUUGGCCCUGACCCUCCACAGCUUGCAUCUUUGGCAGUCAUCAACACGUUGAUUGAUGGGUAUUUUCGCCUGUACAACGCCUCUUACCCGAUUCUCCACGAGCCAACAUUCCGAAGCGAAGUCGCCAACCGAGACAGGGUGUGUGCCAACCCGACCUGGCGUAUAAUAUACUAUAUGGCUCUGGCCAUUGGGAGCUGGCUGCUGGACAACAACACAACUCCCGAGCAAUGCCCGUUUUACUCUGCUGCUAGAUCACGUAUCUCGAUGCAGGUAUUUGAGGCCGGUACUAUCAGAACUGUUCAGGGUUUGCUUCUGAUGGGCAACUAUCUUCAGAAGCGAGACAGACCGAAUACUGGAUACAGUCUCAUCGGCCUUGCCCAAAGGAUCGCAUUCGGGAUUGGUUUGCACCGGGAGAGGCCGUCGGCGGAGGACAAGGUCGUGUUCGAGCGGCAUCGACAACUGUUCUGGGUCGUUUACUGUUUUGAUAGUGGUUUCAGCAUCACCACUGGCCGCCCGAUGGCAGUUCUUGAGGGGUUUAUAGAUCAAGCUCUACCUAGGAACAUUGACGACCAAGACUGUGAUAAUUCAUCCGUUGUGCCGGCUCCUGUCAACUACCCUACCACUUACUCCGCCCUUAUUGCUCAAGCUCAGCUAGUCAGGAUCGCAAACGGGAUUCACCACGAGUUCCUCUCCGCAAAGACGGCCAACCAAAAAAUGGAGUACCAACUGGCUGAGAUCAUGGCCCAGAAGCUGGACGUGUGGAGAGGCAACCUCCCGACAUACUUUACUAGCCCAGAUGUCCCGGCCUGGUUUCUGGGCCCGCGGUCAAUCGUUUUGUGGAAAGAGCAAAAUUUGCGCAUUUUGCUAUGGAGGGGAACCAAAAAGGUUCAUCCAUAUUUGCCGAGUCGCAUGGAUGCCAGGAGUCGCUGCCUUGACGCCGCGAUGGAGACUAUACAGUCCAUCUCCUCCUUUGUCGCCUCCUAUGAAAGUAGUCUGCACCCUGGAAUCGUUUGGUAUGGGACCUACUUUAUCUUCCAGGCAAUCCUGGUACUCGAAGCCAGUUGUCUUGGCCGAGAUGGCCAACCUGACCAAGAUUUGAGGGGGUGGGAGGCUUCAAUAUCUGCCGCCACCCAAUGUCUUGAGUCACUUGCCCGAGGGAAUAGCUCUGCUGCUCUCUGUCUCGAGUUCAUUGAGAGGAUUCAUCGUUCAGUGGGAUCAAAGGCCGGAGAAAUGCCUGGUACCCAGAUGGAUUCUACGCAGCAAGCCACGGAUGGUAUCCUCACCUAUGACUAUCUUUUUGAUCCGACGGCCUGGACAUCGGAAAUGGACAGUAUCGCCACUGAUCCGGUUUUACGAGAGCUCAUUGGCGAGGCCUUUUUGGAUUUUGACGGUGUACCUGGUGUGACCUUGGGCCCUGACUUGGACUCUUGA